AUGCUUGGAGGGAAUUGUAUAUUAAGAGCAGUGUUUUCAGCCGAGGCUCACUUUCAGUCGGUGCCAUCAACACGCCACAUUUUGUAAAUCUGCUUCCGAGACGAUUUUUCAUUGACAAGGAACAGGAGUGAACGUUCAGGUCAAUGAUGUUUUUAAGACUUGCUGUCUUAUUUUGUGUGGUUUGCUUAGCAAGCAGUGAAAAAGAGAAAAACUCUGAGGAUCCGCCCGGCUUACUUCAAGCAUUAAACUCUAAAUAUUUUGGUCACAUCAGGGGCAAAAGAACGGGCAAGGAUGAUAAUCCACCCUUGGAACAGGCACUUAAUAAUGCUUAUUUUGGACAUAUUCGUGGAAAAAGAACGCAAUCAGAUGAUUAUCCGCCACUAGAGGAAGCUCUCAAUUCAGCAUAUUUUGGACAUAUUAGAGGAAAGAGAACGGGAGGGUGGGGAUCAAACAAAGAUUUAUUGGAGGCCUUAAACAAUGCUUACAUGGGACACAUCCGUGGGAAACGACAACAGGAAACAAUGGAUAAGUCAGUUUAAUGACCACCUCUUGAAACCAUGCCAUGAAAUUGCAAUCGAAGACACUGCCAGUGACCAUUAGAAAACAUGAUAUGUACUACUACCAUGAAAACUUGCUGAAUGCCAAAAAAGUAUAUUUAUUUCCAGAAGAUGUGUUUCAUUACAGAUUUUUAAUGAAUAGGCAAAGUGUCAAAUAAAGUCGGAACAUUAGAUUAUGAAAUAAGUGAAAUGAAUAAAAGUUGAGCAAAGAGA
This is a messenger RNA of Pocillopora damicornis (cauliflower coral), 770 nucleotides long. RefSeq lists its product as uncharacterized. The record is from RefSeq and is a predicted model, not a curated record. NCBI's taxonomy places the organism in Eukaryota, Metazoa, Cnidaria, Anthozoa, Scleractinia, Pocilloporidae.